Ilex paraguariensis (yerba mate) is the source of this 327-nucleotide messenger RNA. The record is from the annotation of a GenBank genome assembly. NCBI's taxonomy places the organism in Eukaryota, Viridiplantae, Streptophyta, Magnoliopsida, Aquifoliales, Aquifoliaceae.
AUGCCUUGGCAGUACAUUUUGAUAAAAUUUGUUGCGAGUAAUCGUGCUUUUCAGACAUCAAUUCCUGGGAAGACAUACAGAAAAACAGUCUGGAGGGUCGUCUUCAUGCAACAGGCAGCAGUGGAGGUGAUGCUACAUUACAUAUGCUUCGAGUCAUGGAUCAUGUCAGUCCAGUUUCUGAGUAUGCCAUGGGCCUUACCCGGAGCCCAUACAGUCUUCCUGUCAGCUUCUGAGCAGGCCAUGGGCCUUUCCCACAUCUCAUACCAUCCUCAUUCCAUUGCCUUCCUAUGGUCCUAUGGGUAUUCUAGUAAUUUGACACCAUCUUGA